Molecule: messenger RNA, 1488 nt
Organism: Morus notabilis
Lineage: Eukaryota; Viridiplantae; Streptophyta; Magnoliopsida; Rosales; Moraceae
Exons: 7
Coding region: 88-1245 (385 amino acids)
Molecular function (GO): oxidoreductase activity
Source: RefSeq, a predicted model, not a curated record
AGAAAGUAUUGGAAACGGAGAGGAGGGGGAAUCUGAAAGCUCGAUUUUUAUUUAUUUGUUUUUUUUAAAUUUUUUUGCUCUGUGACAAUGAAGCUUUCGACCAUGUCGUCGUCUUUGUAUUCAUCGGCCAUCCAAACCAAAACAUCUCUUUCCUCUCUCACUUCUUCUUCUUCUUCUUUUUCUUCUCCUUCUUCUUCUUCUUUUUCUCUCCGAUCAAAUUCAAACAAGCUUUUUCCCAUUCGUUUUCUUUCCAAUUCAAUCUCAACCCAUAAACGAGACCUCUCUGCUGUGAUUGCUUGCUCUAGUUUGGAAAAUGGAUCUCAAAAGUCCUCUUUCCAGGGAGCUGAAUCAUUUUUCAGAAGUGUCUUGGCGAGUAUGGAGACAGUGUACUUAAAUAGGAACCCCACAGCAAAAGCCAUCUUGGAGCUUGUUCAUUCCGCCGAGCAUGGUCGAAUUUGCUAUGAUCAUUUUGCCUUUAGAACGUUUGGGGUGAAUGGUUAUGGGAUUGACUCCUUGGCUAGCUUUUUCCUGGAUUUUGGCUAUACGCUGAGGGAUGAGUUGAGAUUUCCUGCUAAAAAAUUAAAAGCUCUGUGGUUCUCUCCUCCCAAAAAUGCCAUUACUGAGGACGGUAGUGGUAUUAGUGGACCGUUGCCUCGAGUAUUUAUAUCCGAGCUUCUUGUUGAUCAAAUGAGUCCAGAAGCCCAGCGUAUAAUCACAAAAUACACUGGAUUAUCUGGUACUGCAAAUAAGCAUGCUGCUCUAGCAAGUGCACUAGGAUCUCUGACUUGGGAAAAGCCACUCUAUUCCGAGUUUCAACAAUUGGCCAGGGAAAGUGAAUAUGCUGCCUGGACCCUUGUCAAUGGAUAUGCACUAAACCAUGUCACAAUAUCUGCUCACCAGCUGAAAUCCCACUUAAGAAACAUCAAAAGUCUCGAUCAGUUCAUCGAAGAGAACGGAUUUAAGUUAAAUUCUGAAGGCGGGAUUCUGAAAGUGAGCCCUGAUGGUCUUCUGUUGCAAAGCUCAACCGUUGCAGACUCAACUUCUUUCACAUUUUCGGAUGGCACGACUGAAUCAGUCCCCUGUUCCUAUAUUGAGUUUGCUGAGCGCUUGGUGCUGCCUCAGUUCAAUAAUCUACCUGAAAAGGAGGUUAAAGAACACCAUAGGCGAGACGGAUUUGAGGUCGGAAAUGCUGACAAGAUCUUUGAGAGCACAUACAAAGAGCAGCUAACCAGAAAAGCUGCAUAAACUGCAUACUAAAUAGAACAUAAUGAAAAGGAUUCACUCUUGGCGAUGUCAAGAGACAAGAGGUUGUCCUUACGAGGGAAAAAAAAAAAAAACAUUCUAUGAGGAAGCAAGAAUGAAAAUGAUAAGCCUAGUAAAGUGGUGUAAUAUGUGCCCUACAAUUCAAGUGGUUGAAGCAUGCACGCGAGUUACUACUUAAUAAAAGAAGGCAGGCUUUGUGGAAUAGAAUGGUUGCUUAUACUUUAA